GAGCGUGACGUAAUUGGUUCGCGCCGGGAGCCAGGGUCACAGCAACGGCACGCGGAGUCCGUCAGUGUCCUCCUCACUAUCAUCUUCACUAUCAUCAUCUUCAUCAUCACUGUCCUCACCUGCGGAGCGGUGUUCUUCAGCACAGGUGAGUGCAGGUGGAGAUCAGCAGGUGAUUGGCUGAGGGAACAGUAAUAAGAGGAGGAGCUGUUUUAUUGCAGGACGCUGUAGCAGAUCAGACUCUUUAUGGAGCCGUAGCUCCGCCCCUCAGUAUGGCGGUGAGUGGCGGGUGGCGGCUGCUGUCGCUGGCCGUGUGCGGUGCGCGAGUGCCGGGUCGCUCUGCUCCGGUCCGGGUUUUCUCCUCUUCCUCUCGGGUUUACUCCUCGGACUCGUUUCCCUCGGCUCAGUGGCGAGUCUCGGGGGGAGGAGCCAAGGCGUGCUCCCCGGUAGGCGGAGCUCAGAGGAACCUCUCGGCGGUUGCCGUGGCGCUGCAGGGCCAGCGCCGCCCCCUCAGCAGGUGUGAGCUGCUGGACCUGGGCAGUGAGGAGGAGAACACGCGCAGAGCGCUCACCUGUAAACGCCUGAGGAGAUUCAUCAUCGACCCCAACCUCGCACGACUCGUCACCGACCACCUGUCACAUGACCUGGAGGACACCAACGCCGUCAUCUUCGAGGUGAACCCAGGUCCUGGAGUGUUGACCCGAAUGUUACUGAACUGCGGGGCUCAGAGGGUGGUGGCGCUAGAGUGCGAUAAAUCCUUCCUACCGGACCUGCAGGUUCUGGAGGGAGAUCUGGACGGUCAGCUGGAGGUUCUGCACUGUGAUUUCUUUAAGCUGGAUCCGAUUGGUCAGGGCAGCAUGAAGCUCCCAGCCAUGUACUCCAACAAGCUCUUCAGCCAACUCGGCAUCACCGCGGUGCCCUGGACCUCAGAUGUUCCGGUGAAGGUUGUGGGGAUGUUCUCUCAGAGGAAUGAGAGGAACAUGUUGUGGAAGUUGGUUUAUGCUCUGUUUGAGCGUCAGUCCAUCUUCCGCUACGGACGAGUCGAGCUCAUCAUGUUCAUCAGCGAGAAGAAUUACAGUAGGAUAACGGCGAGGGAGGGGAAGUACAGGGAUUAUCGGGCUCUCAGUGUUCUGUUCCAGAUGUCCUGUGAGGUCCAGCUGCUGCACCAGGUGCCGUGGUCCUCUUUCCUCACCACGUCUAAGAGCAAAAACGGAAAUGUGUCUAAAAGCACCACGGUUCCGAAUGAUCACAUGUGUUUGGUACGGGUGACGCCGCGUGCGGAUCUCUUCAGUUCGGGGAUUACUCAGUUUAACAGCAGCACUCUGAUGAUGAUGGUGAAACAGUGUCUUAUCCGGAGAGCAGCGCCCCUCGCAGACAAACUCAAUGCGUGGAGUCCGGGCUGUGCGGCGGAGCUGCUGUUGGGGGCGGGGCUGAGUGAGGAGGUGAUGGUGGGGGACGUGUCUCCGGAUCAGUACCGGCGUCUGUUUGAGCUGAUGGAGCUCUCGGAUCAGUUCUCUCAGAGCUGGCUCUACACCGAGAUCCUGGAGAACACCUGCAAACAGGGAUACGCCAGGGAGUAAAACCGACCCGGGGGGAGGAGCCAGGGGGAGGAGCCGGCGGGAGGAGCGGGGGGAGGAGCCGGGCUGGCGGUUCUGAAACAUGCUGAAAGUGAUGGACUGCUUACCUUCAGCUCCUCUGGGUUUCCACAUCUGCACUGUGCUCUGCUGAAACAGCGGAGGUGGUCAUAAUGUUCUGCUUGCUUGGGUUUUUAUACACUGUCCAUAAAACAUACAAAAUAUGCAUCUCUAAACUAGUGCUGUUCACAGAAGAAAGCAGAAAUAUCCUGUAUUUUGAAUGUAAAUCAAUACAUAUAUAUACAGCUCUUUAAAAAAUGAAGAGAGCACUUCUUCAGUUUCUGAAUCAGUUUGUCUGAUUUUGCUAUUUAUAGGUUUAUGUUUGAGUAAAAUGAACAUUGUUGUUUUAUUCUAUAAACUACAGACAACAUUUCUCCCAAAUUACAAAUAAAAAUAUUCUCAUUUAGAGCAUUUAUUUACAGAAAAUGAGAAAUGACUGAAAUAACAAAAAAGAUGCAGAGCUUUCAGACCUCAAAUAAUGCAAAGAAAACAAGUUCAUAUUCAUAAAGUUUUAAGAGUUCAGAAAUAAUCAAUAUUUGGUGGAAUAAUCCUGGUUGGUUUUUAAUCACAGUUUUAAUUUCAUGCAUCUUGGCAUCAUGUUCUUCUCCUCCACCAGUCUUACACACUGCUUUUGGAUAACUUUAUGCUGCUUUACUCCUGGUGUAAAAAUUCAAGCAGUUCAGUUUGGUGGUUUGAUGGUUUGUGAUCAUCCAUCUUACCUCAAUUUGGUAAAAUCAAAGGAAAUCAUCAUUUUUAAGUGCUCUCUUAUUUUUUUCAGAGCUGUAUAUAAAACACUAGUUUAUUUCAAGCUCUUUUAGAGCAUUUCUAUUGGUCCGUUCAUCCGGUACAAUUUACAGAGAGUACAGAGCAGCUGCAGCGCUGAGGAUAAUGGUUGUACAGGGUUUUACAGACGUUGUACAGCGGAGAUAAGAGUUUAUAACAGAAGUUCAGAAUGAUGAGACGAGUGUGAACGGAUUAGUGUGUGUUUAUACUGAGUGUGUGUCAUAUCCUCAGAGUAUACAAUAAGAAGAUGAUGCUUCAUAUUUAAUAGAUUUAUUAAUUCAUAAAUCUACUGAAAUACACUAGUUACUGUUCGCUGCCUCAGUAAAAUCUCAGUUCUGUUCUCUGUUUUCUCACACAGCUGAUAUUAUAUUUAAUUAUAUCUGUAGAAAUCCACUUCAGCAGUGUCUUUAUCAUCAUGUUACGUCAGGAAUUUUAGAUGAACAUGUUUUUUGUGUCUUUAUUUGCUUUUUUCAUUAAUUUAUAAGUGAAUAUAAAUGCCUUAUAAAAUAAUAAAAUGUAUAAUAAAAAUGUA
Messenger RNA from Astyanax mexicanus (Mexican tetra), 2946 nucleotides. RefSeq names its product transcription factor B2, mitochondrial (gene tfb2m). Lineage: Eukaryota; Metazoa; Chordata; Actinopteri; Characiformes; Acestrorhamphidae. Gene Ontology annotation, biological process: rRNA methylation; transcription initiation at mitochondrial promoter. The record is from RefSeq and is a predicted model, not a curated record. Gene Ontology annotation, molecular function: rRNA (adenine-N6,N6-)-dimethyltransferase activity; mitochondrial transcription factor activity. The coding region runs from base 270 to 1577 and encodes 435 amino acids. Gene Ontology annotation, cellular component: mitochondrial matrix. The transcript has 10 exons.